AUGCAUAUACGGAAGAAGGUGGCUUUAAGCAUUGCCCUCGGCUUUGGAUCGAUCUCAUCAAUCGUUGUCAUCUACAAAUGCACAAGGCUGCCGUUGCUUGCCAGCCCUGACCCAACGUACGAUGCGGUCGAACUCGUUAUAUGGACAAUUGUCGAAGGUAGCAUCAUCAUCAUUGCCGCUUGCGUCCCAGUGCUUCAGCCUCUGGCCGAAAUCGUCUUUGGCAAGCGCAUCUUCUCCUCCAGCAGUCGCAGGUAUACACACCAGAAUUCUGGCGGGAAGAGCAUGGGCAUGUUCGGUCAUCAAGGAAAGAAAGAGCCCCAACGGUUCGGCGCGGACAGUUUCAACAGUCUCAAGACCACCAUUGUCACAAAGGGAAGCCAGGAGAGCAUCUUGGAGAAGUACGACUCCGAUGGAAGAAUUGUCAGAACCGACGCUUUCACCGUCACUGUCGAGACGGACAAAGCGUAG
Molecule: messenger RNA, 468 nt
Organism: Colletotrichum karsti
Lineage: Eukaryota; Fungi; Ascomycota; Sordariomycetes; Glomerellales; Glomerellaceae
Exons: 4
Coding region: 1-468 (155 amino acids)
Source: RefSeq, a predicted model, not a curated record